AGCUUCGCAGUACCUUGGUCUUCUAGUUUCACUGCUGCUCUGGCUGCUGUUCGGAUGUCCUUUCGCAGUCCAUCGUCAAUACCGUUCGCAUCUGGUCGGUUCUUCUCUUCGCUCCAUCGACGCCGACAGUAGUCGCCCCCGCCUUGCUUCCUCGCGGUAUCGUGUCGCUCGAGAAUUGGUCGGCCUUGAUGCGUGACUUGGGUUGAACUAUGGACUCCGUGCAGGCCUCACAGCGUGAUCAGGCUCGCAUGUCAUUGCCACCCCAGCGACUGAGUGCUCUGUAUCAAUAUCACAACGCACCUGAAGUGGCACCUGCACACGGUCUGGAGUACGACGACACAAUAUAUCCCGUUUCCGACAAGUAUCCCGUGAUACGCGAAUCACCACUUUACGAUGGAAAAUUCAGCGGGAACGGGCGGUAUCAUGGGGACGGCAACAAUCGCCCACCGCGGAUUAUCUUUGGUAUGAAGAUUAAGACAUUCUUGGUGGUGGCGCUUGCCAUGUCAUUGGUGGUUGUGGGCGCAGCAGUAGGAGGUGCGGUCGGUGGAAGGCAACUACGAGAUGAACAUCAAACACAACUGGCCGGUACCAACGUUACAAAUACGGCACUACCAGCAACAGGAACCAAAAUCACCGCGUCUCCAACCUCGACUUUUGCAGCACCAACACCGACCUACGAACCACUCAACGACUGCCCAGCAUCGAAUAACACAGAUUACACAUCCCAGUACGCAUCCACAACCUCAUCAUCAUCAUCAUCAGUCCCAGCCGGCCUCGCCUUCACCAAAUUCUGCGACCUCGAAAACCCUCUUUCAAUGAGCAACGACGACGACGACAACGACAACAACAACGACAACCAAGACAUCAUCGCCCAAGCCUUCGUCUACAGCUUCAGCGACUGCAUCGAAAUCUGCGCCGCAUACAACUAUGCUCAUUCGGGAAGCAAUUGCACCGUCGCAGUGUACGAACCUUCCGGCAGCAGACCAGGAAACUGCUGGAUUGGAAAUACGAGACAGAGACUUCAGCCGUCGAAUUUGCGAUCAUCUACCGAUGGGACGAAUGUUGCCAUUUUACAGCAAUGAAUGAAGAAACCUCAUAAUGAAAGAAAAUCAAAAAAGAAAUCCAAAAUAUUAUUGACGACAGUGGGGAAUGAAAUUGUUCUCCCUUUUUUUUCCUAUCGCUCUUUGUGCUUUUUCUUAAUGUACUACCCCCUUUUAUGUCUCUUUUUUUUCCAUUUUCCUUAUUUUUUUUAUGAUCUUGGGGGAACAAAAACGAAUUGUCAAGGUUGGGAACGAAAGAAAGAGAAGCGCAAAUUCGGAGUUGGGGCAAUUUCACUUAUACCCCUGCGGCCACUUUGGUGGCAGAGCAGGGCAUGUACAGCAUGGCGUUGGAGGCGAUUCGAGAGUGAAGGAGUGAGUGUUUUUCUCACCCUUGUUCUAUCUACCUAUCUUGUUAUGGAUCUGUCGGAUAGGGGCUUGGGCUUGGAGAAGUGGCCUGUAGAUGUGGAAGGUGCGCGAGGCUAGCUAGGAGGUACAGGUAGCUAUGGUGUGUGAUGACUAGGGAGAGAAAGCACAAGGAGGAGGUCGAAAUGAAAUGGCAAAUACUGUAUGGUAAAGGUCAGACGCGAGAUGAUAGAUACCAUUUGGC
This is a messenger RNA of Sphaerulina musiva SO2202, 1647 nucleotides long. RefSeq lists its product as uncharacterized. Bases 210 to 1082 code for a protein of 290 amino acids. The record is from RefSeq and is a predicted model, not a curated record. NCBI's taxonomy places the organism in Eukaryota, Fungi, Ascomycota, Dothideomycetes, Mycosphaerellales, Mycosphaerellaceae. The transcript has 3 exons.